Messenger RNA from Leptosomus discolor (cuckoo roller), 444 nucleotides. The record is from RefSeq and is a predicted model, not a curated record. Lineage: Eukaryota; Metazoa; Chordata; Aves; Leptosomiformes; Leptosomidae.
AUGAACAAGCAAAAGGCAGGAGAAGGAAGAGAGAGCGCAAAGCAGAAGAUCAUCAAUAAGCUGCAGGCUGAGACAGCUUUUUGGGAGGAGAUUCAGGGUUUUCAGGAGACAAUGAAGAGCUUUUUGGAGAAGAUCAAGAGCUUUUGGGGAAAAGUCAGAGAUUUCAAGAUGGCCAUCCAAGCCUUCUGGAAAGAGGAAAAUCCCAUCUGGGAGGAGAAAGCUGCCUUUUGGGAGGAAGAAAAGAAAGACUAUAAUGCUUUCUGGAGGAAGUAUAAGAAUUUCUGGAAAGAAGUUCAGCUGCUCUGGGAGAAAAACAAGGUCCUUCUGGAUGAGGACAGAGUCCUAUGGGCAGAAGAUGCUCUGUGGGCAGAUGAAGAGGAGAGAGUUUUCUGGGAAGAUGAGGAGGCCUUGCAGGAAUAUGAAAAAAACUCUCAAGGAGUAUGA